Caenorhabditis angaria is the source of this 1531-nucleotide messenger RNA. The record is from the annotation of a GenBank genome assembly. NCBI's taxonomy places the organism in Eukaryota, Metazoa, Nematoda, Chromadorea, Rhabditida, Rhabditidae.
AUGACAGAAGAAGUGGAGGCUCCACAAGUUUCUGUUAAUUUUUUCGGCGAAGAUGGAAAAGAAUUGGGAGGAGCUGGAAUUUUGGUUCCGAUUGAUAUUUCAACAAACGAAUUGCAAAUUUUAUGUAAUCAGUUGUUAGAGAACAGGUUAGUUAUUUCUUCAUAGAAUUACUUUAUAUAGUUGCUUUAACAAUUUCAGCGAAGAUCCUGUUCCUAUUUCAUUUUUUACCGACGAUGGAAUUGAGAUUCGAGAUUCAAUUCAAAAAUCAGUUGAGAAAAUCGACUUCGAAAAAACACUCAAACUCGUUUAUCAACCACAGGCUGUUUUCCGAGUUCGACCAGUUACAAGAUGUUCAGCAAGUAUUCCAGGACACGGAGAACCUGUUAUUUCAGCCCAAUUUAGUCCAGAUGGAAAAGGAUUAGCAAGUGGAUCUGGUGAUACAACUGUGAGAAUUUGGGAUAUUGAAUUAGAACUCCCAAAAUAUACAUUGAAAGCACACAAAAACUGGGUUCUAAGUAUUGCAUGGUCACCAGAUGCAUUGAAAAUCGCAUCAGCUUGCAAAAAUGGCCAAAUCAAUAUUUGGGAUGCUAAAACUGGAGAACAAAUAGGAAAAACAUUGUCAAGACACAAACAAUGGGUUACAAGUUUAGCGUGGCAACCAAUGCAUAAAGAUGCAACUUGUCGAUUAUUAGCUUCUGCUGGAAAAGAUGGAAAUAUUUUCAUAUGGGAUGUUAUCAAAGGAGCAGUUGUUAGAUGUUUGAGUGGCCAUACAGCAUCUGUAACAUGUAUCAGAUGGGGAGGUGAAGGUCUUUUAUAUUCUGGAUCACAAGAUCGAACUGUUAAAAUGUGGAGAGUUGAUGAUGGUGUUAUGUGUAGAAGUAUGGGUGGACAUGCUCAUUGGAUUAAUACACUUGCUCUUAACACUGAUUAUGCUUUGAGAACUUCAUGUUUUGAGCCUAGCAAACGUUGUAUUCGUCCAGAAACACUCGAAGAAUCACAAAAAAUUGCACAAGCUAGAUAUGAUUUGGCAAUGAAAACAGCUGGAGGAGAACGAUUAGUUAGUGGAUCAGAUGAUUUCACAAUGUUUUUAUGGAAUCCAACCGAAACAAAACAAUCAGUUGCUAGAAUGACUGGACAUAUGCAAUUAGUUAAUCAAGUUGUUUUUUCACCGGAUACUAGAUAUAUUGCUUCGGCAUCUUUCGAUAAAUCUGUGAAAUUAUGGUGUGGAAGAACUGGAAAAUAUAUCGCUUCAUUGAGGUGAGUUCUAAUAUUAUUCACGAAUUAAACAAAAACAUUAUUUUUCAGAGGUCAUGUUGGUCCAGUCUACCAAGUUUCAUGGUCCGCUGACAGUCGAUUAAUUGUUUCUGGUUCUGCUGAUUCAACUCUCAAAGUAUUCGAACUUCGCACAAAAAGUUUAUACUAUGAUUUGCCUGGUCAUGGAGAUGAAGUUUAUACAGUUGAUUGGAGUCCAGAAGGUACAAAAGUUGUGAGCGGUGGAAAAGAUAAAGUUCUAAAAUUGUGGAGACAAUAG